CGCCCAUGCGCACUGCACACGACUCGAUCGCAGAAUCUCGUGGAACAGCUGUAGCAGUUGCAAAACACUUUCGCUCGCUUUCGUUCUUUGUCGGAUUUACCUGAAAACAAUGUCAUCGUGAAGAAAAAACCAUUGAACCACUGAAAACACCGGAAAAAAUGCCGAAAAUAUGUGUUGUGUCGAAUUGUGGAACGGGUACCAAAGGAGUCGAGGAGAAGAGAUCGUUGUUCAGGGUACCCUCGAACAAGGAGCUCAGGCUGAAGUGGGAGGCUGCUAUUCCGGGGAUUAAGAUAUUGAAGUUGGGUCAAUCGGUCUGCGAGAGACAUUUCCCGGCGAAAUAUAUCAAUAAGAAGUGGAUUAAGUACGAUAGUAGGGGUAGGGUUAUUGCUCAGUAUGACUUCCCGAGACCUCGCCUGGAUCCCAGAGCAAUUCCUUGCAUCUUCACAGACGAGGUCUACACUUGUUCUGAUCCGUGGUUCCUCUACAAUCAGCAGAAAGAAGGUGGUAGUACUGCAGGCUUCCUGGUAGCCAACAAGAUAAGCGCUGAAGGUCAUGUGGCGAAGCAGGAAACUAUGCAGGAGGUUUACUCGACUGGAGAACACUCUUACUGUCGAUUAGCGGACGAUUUGGAUGCUAGUGGUGAAGAUGAAAAUGGAAAAGUCGCUGUAAAAACUGAAGAACCCUCUAGUACUUCAAAACCACCUGAUAAAAAUGUACUAAUGCCUCUAAAAAUAACCAUCGAAAAAGCACCAAUCGACCCAGAGGAUAAAUUCAUGGAGGUUGAGCAGCUACUGGAAGCUAUGAUGAAUGGUCCUGAGGAGGUAAAAGCUGUAAGUGAAAGACAUGCGAUGGAAAGACCUCACAGGAUAACGCUGACUACUCCAACUGGACAGACCAAACAGCUGACCCUGAAGACCUUCGGCAGAACUCCGCAGAUUCAUUUUAUAAAUUCUGAAAAAGACCCACCGAAGACCACCACCUUAGCGACUCUGGAUGUUGUGAAGACUGAGAUGACUGCAACUCUUGUACAGACACCAAAUAUCCUGGAGGAGAUGAAACUUCCACAGGUAGUGAGCGAUACUGGAGAACAAUCUCCAAAUAUAGUGGAAGAGAAACACGUUCCACAUCUGAUGGAUACUGGAGAGACAUCUUCAGAUAUAGUCGAGGAGAAGAAAAAUCCACAGCUGAUAUGCGAUACUGAAGGAAAAAAUUCAAAUACAAUGGAGGAGAAGAUAAAUCCACAAAUGAAAUUCGAUACUGACGGCAAGAGUUUGAAUUUAGUGGAAGAGAAGCAUCUUCCACAGUUGAGUUUCGAUGCUGGAGAAAAAUAUCUGAACAGAAUGGAGGAAAAGAAACUCCCACAACUGAGGUUCGAUACUGGGGGAAUUUUUGAAAAUGGAAAGAAAUUAGUCAAACUUCCAUACAUGUGGUCAAUAAGCGAAUUAGUCCCCAAUGAAGGCAGAAAAGUUGUCUUCUCCCAUGUGAUAGUGACACCCGUCAACAACGUGGACACCCCCGUCUUGAAUAAAUCAGUGAUAAUUCACGAUACAACAGGAAUAAUUGAUUAUUACGCCCACGGGAAACGCGUGGACGUCAGCAACACGAAAUUACCAAGAAAAAUUGAGGAAAUAGUUUCCCUGCAAGUUGCUCUGUACACAUUUCAGAAGAUGAGAGUCUGUGGUGGCAUCACACCUAUCAACAAAUCACGUGAGGCCCUGAACAAGGAUAUUUAUCAGGAUCAGUUGCAGUGCUGGCGUCACAAUGAUUGCAAGAUCCUGGUGGAUAGGGGCAAGUGUGAAUUGUGCUCCAAACUACAGAAGACAAUUGCCCAGAAACGAAGACGAGCUGAGAAGAAUCCCAGCUCUCUCAGGGUUUCCUCUGCGUGGGAUCCCAAGGAUCAAGUGGCAGUUCUCAAGAAGAAGUUCGAGCUCGAGAGGAGAAAAAGAAUUCAUGCACAGGCUCAGGUCAAGAAGCUCACUGAAGCAUCCAAGGAGAACGGUGUCAAAGUCAAAGUCGUUAAGAAAAUCAAGUUAUAAUGAAUAUUAUUGUAAUUCAGGGCAAUUGCAGUUCACGUUCAUCUGAAUUGAGUUUCAUGUUUCAUUCACAUCUGUAAUGAGUGACUAAUUUUUGACAGUCAGCAAUUAUUAUAAAACAUGUUUUUGGGUGAAGAAUAUAAAGAUUAAUUUAAUGAAUCGUCA
Fopius arisanus is the source of this 2198-nucleotide messenger RNA. RefSeq lists its product as uncharacterized. The record is from RefSeq and is a predicted model, not a curated record. The transcript has 3 exons. Lineage: Eukaryota; Metazoa; Arthropoda; Insecta; Hymenoptera; Braconidae. The coding region runs from base 159 to 2036 and encodes 625 amino acids.